AAAUAAUGUUUUAUUAUGUGUAUAACUGUUUUCCAUUGGUAUAUUUUACAGAAAGAUAAAAAUGCUCGCCCUCUGUCUCUGUCGGGUCAUGUUGGAUUUGACAGCUUACCCGAUCAGUUGGUCAACAAAUCCACAAAUCAAGGAUUCUGUUUCAAUAUUCUUUGUGUUGGUGAAACUGGUAUUGGGAAGUCAACACUAAUGGAUACCUUGUUUAAUACCAGCUUUGAGAACUUUGAAUCUUCGCAUUUUGAACCUAAAGUUAAGUUGAGAGCUCAAACGUACGAACUUAACGAGAGCAACGUCAGACUGAAACUGACAAUCGUCAACACAGUGGGAUUUGGAGACCAAAUGAAUAAACAGCAAAGCUACCAGCCUGUGGUCGACUACAUUGAUGCCCAGUUCGAGUCGUAUCUACAAGAGGAGUUGAAGAUUAAACGCUCUCUAUACAAUUACCAUGAUUCACGCAUCCACGUGUGCUUGUAUUUCAUUUCACCCACUGGUCAUUCUCUUAAGUCUUUGGAUUUAGUGACCAUGAAGAAGCUUGAUAGCAAGGUCAACAUCAUUCCAGUCAUUGCAAAGGCUGAUACCAUCUCAAAGAGUGAGCUGCAUAAGUUCAAAAUUAAAAUAAUGAGUGAGCUUGUGAGCAAUGGAGUCCAGAUCUACCAGUUCCCCAUCGAUGACGAGUCUGUGGCAAAAAUCAACUCAACCAUGAAUGGGCAUCUUCCAUUUGCUGUCGUUGGAAGCACAGAAGAGGUUAAAAUUGGCAAUAAAAUGGUGAAAGCAAGGCAGUAUCCUUGGGGUGUGGUGCAAGUGGAAAAUGAGAACCACUGUGAUUUUGUCAAACUCCGGGAAAUGCUGAUUUGUGUAAACAUGGAGGAUCUCCGGGAGCAAACUCAUACAAGACAUUAUGAGCUCUAUCGUCGAUGCAAGCUUGAAGAGAUGGGAUUCAAAGACACUGAUCCAGAAAACAAGCCAGUCAGCCUUCAAGAAACAUAUGAAAUUAAAAGACAAGAAUUUCUUUUGGAACUUCAGAGGAGAGAAGAUGAGAUGAGACAGACAUUUGUGCAAAGAGUCAAGGAGAAGGAGGCAGAACUCAAAGAAGCAGAGAGGGAGCUCCAAAACAAAUUUGAACACCUGAAGAGACUUCACCAGGAGGAAAGGAUGAAAUUGGAUGAAAAGAAAAAACUUUUGGAGGAUGAAAUUAAUGCUUUUAACAAGAGGAAAUCUGCAGCUGAACUUCUGCAAGCCCAGGCCUUCUCCAGUUCAUCUAGCAUGAACAUUAAAAGGGAUAAAGAUCGCAAGAACGACACUGCAUGUAGCAUGGAAUACUCGAUGAAAUGAAAACUGUCAGUUUCUCCCAUCGAAGUUGCUGUGUCUUGAUUGCUCUGGAUUCAUGUGAAGUCGAAGACGAAAAGAACAAAUACAUGAAGCAGCUGUAAUUCUCGUAUACCAGAAACGAGUCGUAUCGAAGUUGUAUAUUGUAUUUUUAUAUUGUAUUGUACACUGCCAGACACACCAGUACUGUCACUUCUCUGCUGUCUAUGUACAAUAUGGGGUUGGAUAUUGAAAGCACAACCCCAAGAACACGGCCAUAUUUUUAGGGAGGGAAUUCUAAGUGUUUUUUUUUUAACAAUGGAGAGUCCAGGGGUUGGCAUUAGCUGCAAAUGCAUGCACUUCUGGAGGCCAACUUUUUCUUGUUAAACUUUUACAGUAUGGACAGAGGGUCAAGUUGAACAAAAUCUAACAUCAAGAGUAUGAAAGAAGAGUUAAAAAAAAAUUAUUCAUACCACCAUCUUAUUUUUACACGCACUCUAGCAUUGAUCACCAGUUGCCUUGCAAACUUAACGUGCCUUAUAACUAUUAUAUUCAUUUUAAUAGCAAAUUAAGUUAAAAGGGAGGAAAAUUUUCAUCUUAUUUUGUUUACAUGCCACUUGUUACUUGGUGAAAAUAUAUACCAACAUCAGUAUUUAAUUUUUU
Polypterus senegalus (gray bichir) is the source of this 1977-nucleotide messenger RNA. It is a transcript of the gene septin10, whose product is annotated as septin 10. The coding region runs from base 16 to 1341 and encodes 441 amino acids. The transcript has 10 exons. Gene Ontology annotation, biological process: cytoskeleton-dependent cytokinesis. Gene Ontology annotation, molecular function: GTPase activity; molecular adaptor activity; GTP binding. Gene Ontology annotation, cellular component: cell division site; septin ring; microtubule cytoskeleton. The record is from RefSeq and is a predicted model, not a curated record. Lineage: Eukaryota; Metazoa; Chordata; Cladistia; Polypteriformes; Polypteridae.